This is a messenger RNA of Asparagus officinalis (garden asparagus), 673 nucleotides long. Its product is annotated as putative ribosomal-protein-alanine acetyltransferase. The record is from RefSeq and is a predicted model, not a curated record. Gene Ontology annotation, molecular function: acyltransferase activity, transferring groups other than amino-acyl groups. Bases 18 to 500 code for a protein of 160 amino acids. Lineage: Eukaryota; Viridiplantae; Streptophyta; Magnoliopsida; Asparagales; Asparagaceae. The transcript has 2 exons.
CCUGCAGACGGUGGAAAAUGGCGGCUGUAAUCCAAGAGCUAGAUCCUCGCAAAUGCCCAGAAGCGAUAGAGGAGGUGGUGAGAUUGGAGAAGAAGAUUUUCCCGAAGCACGAAUCUCUGUCGGGUUCAUUUCACGAGGAAUUGAGGAAGAAGAACUGCGGAUUGAUUUAUGCUAAACUGGGAAAAGGUGAAGGCGGAGGACAAGAGGAGGUCGUUGGGUACGUUAUGUACUCCUGGGUCUCUUCUUUAUGCGCAUCCAUCGCCAAACUUGCAGUGAAGGAAAAUCACAGAAAGCAUGGUUAUGGAGAGGCUUUGCUGAGAGCUGCAAUUCAAAAAUGUAGAACGAGGAAAAUCCAACGGGUUUGCCUUCAUGUCGAUCCUACAAGAACUCCUGCGGUUUCCCUUUACAACAAGCUGGGUUUCCAAGUUGACGAACUCAUUGAAUGCUAUUAUUCUUCAGAUAGGAGUGCUUACAGAAUGUAUUUAGAUUUCGAUGAUUAGAAACAAACUUAAUAGUAACAAUUUCAUUUGGUGCCCAAAAUUGUUCAUUUUUUCUAAUUUUUCAUGUAGAUUACUGUUGUAUUUGUUGUUGGGGGUGUGGUUGGGGGUGUGCCUCUAGCAUUUUCCUAAUAUUUACUAGGCUUAAUUGCAUUUAAAUAGCCUGUAACUUCCCC